Ictidomys tridecemlineatus (thirteen-lined ground squirrel) is the source of this 2981-nucleotide messenger RNA. It is a transcript of the gene Fbxl20, whose product is annotated as F-box and leucine rich repeat protein 20. Lineage: Eukaryota; Metazoa; Chordata; Mammalia; Rodentia; Sciuridae. Gene Ontology annotation, biological process: SCF-dependent proteasomal ubiquitin-dependent protein catabolic process. Gene Ontology annotation, cellular component: SCF ubiquitin ligase complex. The record is from RefSeq and is a predicted model, not a curated record. Gene Ontology annotation, molecular function: protein binding.
GGGCGGCUCUGCCCAAUGAGGAGCGGCGUUGCUGGCAGGUGGGGAGUGUUUUUGUUUUGGGUUGAAGUUGAGGCUGAGGAGAGAGCCGAGCUAGCGACGAGCAGUCGUCGCGGCCGCUGGAGCCGCGGGAGGUGGCGGAGGCCCCUCAGUAGCCUAGAAGUCUCUGCUGCCCUUCCGACGCCCCCUGCUUUGCCCCUCCGCUGUCGGCUCCCGGUCCCGGAACUCUCCGGCCUGCCCUGGGCCCCUGUGUUUGCACUCCGCACGCCGCAGCGCCCGGCCCGGGCCGCACCCGCCGGCCCCAUGAGGAGAGACGUGAACGGAGUGACCAAGAGCAGGUUUGAGAUGUUCUCAAAUAGUGAUGAAGCUGUAAUCAAUAAAAAACUUCCCAAAGAACUCCUGUUACGGAUAUUUUCUUUUCUGGAUGUUGUUACCUUGUGUCGCUGUGCUCAGGUCUCCAGGGCCUGGAAUGUUCUGGCUCUGGAUGGCAGUAACUGGCAACGAAUUGACCUGUUUGAUUUCCAGAGAGAUAUUGAGGGUCGAGUAGUGGAGAAUAUUUCAAAACGAUGUGGGGGCUUUUUACGAAAGUUAAGUCUUCGUGGGUGUCUUGGAGUAGGAGACAAUGCAUUAAGGACCUUUGCUCAGAACUGUAGGAACAUUGAAGUAUUAAAUCUAAAUGGGUGUACAAAGACUACAGACGCUACAUGUACUAGCCUUAGCAAGUUCUGUUCCAAACUCAGGCAUCUUGACUUGGCUUCCUGUACAUCAAUAACAAACAUGUCACUGAAAGCUCUGAGUGAGGGGUGUCCACUGUUGGAGCAGUUGAACAUUUCCUGGUGUGAUCAAGUAACCAAGGAUGGCAUUCAAGCACUAGUAAGAGGCUGUGGGGGUCUCAAGGCCUUAUUCUUAAAAGGCUGCACACAGCUGGAAGAUGAAGCUCUCAAGUACAUAGGUGCACACUGCCCUGAACUGGUGACUUUAAACUUACAGACUUGCUUACAAAUCACAGAUGAAGGCCUCAUUACUAUUUGCAGAGGGUGCCAUAAGUUACAGUCCCUCUGUGCCUCUGGCUGCUCCAACAUCACAGAUGCCAUCCUGAAUGCUCUAGGUCAGAACUGCCCUCGGCUUAGAAUAUUAGAAGUGGCAAGAUGUUCUCAAUUAACAGAUGUGGGCUUUACCACUCUAGCCAGAAAUUGCCAUGAGCUUGAAAAGAUGGACCUGGAAGAAUGUGUUCAGAUAACAGAUAGCACAUUAAUCCAACUUUCUAUACACUGUCCUCGGCUUCAAGUAUUGAGUCUAUCUCACUGUGAACUGAUCACAGACGAUGGAAUUCGUCACCUAGGAAAUGGGGCCUGCGCCCAUGACCAGCUGGAGGUGAUUGAGCUGGACAACUGCCCACUAAUCACAGAUGCAUCCUUGGAGCACUUGAAGAGCUGUCACAGCCUUGAGCGGAUAGAACUAUAUGACUGCCAGCAAAUCACACGGGCUGGAAUCAAGAGACUCAGGACCCAUUUACCCAAUAUUAAAGUCCAUGCCUACUUCGCACCUGUCACUCCACCCCCAUCAGUAGGGGGCAGCAGACAGCGCUUCUGCAGAUGCUGCAUCAUCCUAUGACAAUGGAGGUGGUCAACUUUGGUGAACUGAAUAUUUAACUGACACUUCUAGAGUUACCGUGGAGUCUCUCCAGAGGAAGCAACCCGUGUUCUGGACAAGGAUUACAAAGUGAGGGCAGUGUUCAGAUCCCCAGAGCCACACAUACAUAUGCAUACACACCCUUACUCCCAUCCACUCUAGCUCUGUGACCAUGGGACUAAAAUUUGUGCUGGCUUUAAGUGGAUUGGUAAAACUUAACCAUUUCCAUUGGACAUGCCCAGAAGAAAAUCAUAGGCCAAGGUAGAGGGAGGGGGCAUUCCAGCAAACCCAUUGUUACUGCUACUGUGGUUUCUUUAUUUUGUUAAGGGGUUUCUUUGGGGAUUUUGGAACAGUAACUACAGUCCUUCAGGGUCAAGGGAAGCAUGGAAAAACAACAAAUGAUGUAUCCAGGGACCAGAAAGAAAAUUUAUUUGCAUCCUAGAAAUGGUAGCCAUCCAUUGUAAGAUGACUACAGAGCUUCUGUGCUUCCUGUUUCUAUGCCAACAUGCUGAGCAUGCUCACAAAGAAGGCUUGUCCAUUCCUGCCGUGUUUUAGUAUUUGGCCCAGGGGUUUCCUAAAUGGCUACAUUGAAAUCACUGUGGUCCAAACAUGAUUACUUAUUCACUCAAAUUGUCACUAUCUGUAUCACACUUAUGCAUCUGUCUUCCUUUCUCCCUUCCUCCUUUCUGUACUUUUGCUCAGUCUGUCAUACCUGUUCAUAGUCUGUCUACUCACACUCAACUGUUACUCUUUUGUGUUUACAGUUUGCAUUUUGGAUGAUUAGUUUGGGUUAUCAAACAUUUUUGAAAAAAAAAUCAAUAAAUAUUUUUUUAAUUCUAAUUUUUACCAUUAGGGGACCCUGCCUGAAUCUUUGCCAUUCUGAAGGGAAAUCUUAACAAAAGUAAGAAAAGUUAUGAGAAGCAAUCAAGCUAAAACUAUUUUGAUGAAAACAGAUUUUGCCUUUUUAUUUCUGUUUUAUCUUACGAUACAUGAUAAUUUGCAUGAUAUCCCCAGUAUUCCCCCUGCAAAUUUUUCUGUCAAACUCCACUAACUUAAUAAAGAAAUGCAGUUAGUGAAGAGUAUCAGGAAUGCUGCUAGAGGAUCUUUGCAGACUAGCCAGUCAGUUUCUUUUUUCCCCCAUCACAGCUCAUCAGGAAUAUAAGAAUGGCCAUAUAACAUCAGUGUUAACAGGGUAAGUAGCCAAGUGAAGGCAUUGGAGCAGCUGAAAGAACACUCUGAGAGGAAGUAAGAGUUUACUGUCUGUCCAGGCACCUGGCUGAGGAAAGGAGUUCAGAACCCAUGAUUCAAAAAAAGUCAAAAAAAAAAAGUCUCCCCCCCCCCAAAGAAAAUCA